CUCUCACAUCUUAAUUUCCUUGUGGCACGCUCUUCUUCCAUUGUAUAGCCUAAUCAACAAGACCCCACACGGAGCCAAAUGUGUUGCUGUUUUACUGAACUCUUGUUUUUAUUUUAGGAUACGUGGUAAAUUAAAGUGGUCGAUUUUAGGAUAGCUCAGUUUACAUGUAAUUUUCGAAAACAUGCUGUUAGUCACACCUCCGACGACACUACGCGUAAGGCUAACGAUCUCUGGGGAUGGUGGUAUACCAGUGUUCUUCUAUGUUGUAAUCGUGCAAUGAAAUACGCUCGUGUUAUUAUAAAUAGGUUGAUAUACCAUGCUAAUGUUUUAGUGAGAUUUUUACAAGUCAUUUAUUGAUUAUGUAUAAGUUCUUGCUAAGAGAACGGGAUACAUAUUUCAUUAAGGUUGCAUCACGACACGGUCUUACUCCGGAUACUUUUGUGUGAUGCUCAGUAGCCUAGCGACGCACCACCAGCAUCUUUGCUGUUCAACACCAGCUGCAGGGAAAAGCUCCGAUGAACCCCUAGAGGGGAGCAAAGUCCCAUCCCUGAGACAUAAGGGAACGCUGUGUGUCGAUCGUUGACCCAGAACAAUUCAGAUCACCUCAUGGAGAUCAACCAACUCUUUUCUAUAACCACUGGUCUCUCUGGAUUUUGUCUUUCUUGAUGCUUUGCCUGAGUAGCCAGAGCACCUGAGAAAUCCCAAAGCCAUGUCUCUCAUUGCUGGUCACGCCAGAUCCAGGCACGCGUGGACACAGAUACUUGUGGCCAUCGCUGUGGUUUUCCUUUGUAUUUCCUCUGCUGUGACGGGGCUGGACAAGGAGACGUGUUACUCCAGACAGCAUCGGGAUGUCAUCGUCGACGUGCGGGUCGCCCUCACAAAAGAAGGCACAACCAUGGAGUCAAGGGUCACUCCGUCAGAGAAGGACUGCAUUCUCUCGUGUUGCUCACAGGAAGUGAGACCAGGUUUAAAGUGCAACCUGGUUGUGUACAAAUCCCAAAAGCCAAAUGAUCCUUCCAGCAAAGAAAACUGCUACCUGUUCCACUGUGACUCUGAACAGGACUGCCCACUCCAGGUCUCCAAAGAUGUCAACACAUAUGAUAUUUUCAGAGGGUUCAUGCUUCCCCCAGCAAAGGUCAACGCAAGAGUAACUGCCAAACCUGCUCCAGCCACUUCAACUACUGCCGCCACCACCACCACCACAACACCCACCACCACCACCACAAGUCCCACCACCACCACCACCACUGCACCAACUACAACUCCCACCACUACAUCAACUACGACCACAACUGCACCCACUACCACAACCACCACAGCUACCACAACGACACCAGCUCCAACCACCACCACAACCACAACACAGCCGACCACUACCACAACAAUUCCAACCACAACCACCACAGAGCCACCCGGAUUUAUUAUCGUGGGAAUGCCGCCUGCACCUGAACCCACCCCAGCAGCAACAACAACAACAACAACAACCACAACAACAACAACCACCACAACAACCACAACCACACAACCAACCACACAACCAACCACUACCACCACAGCCCCACCAGAUCCUCCAGCACCGCAGGCAACCACAACCACCACUACCACCACCACCAAAGCGACCCCGCCACCACAUCCUCCAGCACCUCACAAACCUGUUAGACCCCCACCUAAAAGACCAGUCCAUCCAGGACCGCAUCGGACCGUGCCCCAUCCAGUUAAGCCUGUGCCAGAACCAGCCAGGACACCAACGGAAAAGCCCACAAAGCAACCCACCACCACUUCCACAACUACUACUACAACCGCUGCAACUACAACUGCUCCUACAACAACCACUACUGCUACCACUACUGCUACCACUACAACUACACCUGUCACUGAAAGGACCACUUCUGCCUUUGCGGCAAUGGAUUACGAGUUGAAGGCUGAGAUCCCAGAGGCACUCAGUUCAGUGGGUCCCGCGCACGGUGUGGCAGCGGGGAAGCCGGUGGUGUCGCGGGCCGCCUGGAAGACCAGCCUGGUGGCGGUGGUGCUCGUGGGACUGGCCUUCGUCACGCUGGCCCUCGCCCUUGUGGGCCGCAAGGCCAUGGAGUCUUUCGACCGGCGCCACUACACGCGACUGGAACUCAACGAUCUGCACUACGAAGUGUGACUCCCUUCCCCCUCCGGAAUUGCUUUGCUAUUGGAUCUUGAGGAGUGUCACGCUGAACAGAUUCACAAAAAAAAAAAAAAAUAAAUGAAAUGUUUCAUAAAAAAAAAAAAAUCUAGGUACUCCAACUCCUGCAAGCCUAUUCGUUAUUCACACUGUUAUUUUAUUUUACACUUCUUGAUAAACUGGUACUGCUGUACUUUUUUUUAUGACACACUGUACAUCCUUCAACCCUUUAUGAAACAUCUAAUCACGUACUCUGAGGGAGAGUCAAAUACGAAGACUGUAAAAGGUAGUGUUGGAGAUGGAUAGCGACAAAUAAAAAGCAAUACCUCAAA
Molecule: messenger RNA, 2484 nt
Organism: Clupea harengus (Atlantic herring)
Lineage: Eukaryota; Metazoa; Chordata; Actinopteri; Clupeiformes; Clupeidae
Gene: mansc1
Product: MANSC domain containing 1
Source: RefSeq, a predicted model, not a curated record